AUGGCUGAGCAGAGUCUCAUUUCAUCUGAACAAUGGCUUCAGUUGCAUGGACUUAAGAGCAAAAAGUUGAGCUUGAAGCAGAUCUUGUCCCAGAUUGGAUUCCCACAGUGUGAAGAUUAUGUGACUUCUUUGAGGAGACUCGUGGCUUCUCGGUAUGCUGACGGCUUGUUCCCACAGUUCUACACAGCAGAAGAUGGGCGGCUUUACAACCUGACAGCAAAGUCAGAGCUGAUCUACCGGUUUGUGAAUUGUUUAACACAUGCUGUGGAGAGUUAUAAGCAGAGGAUGGACUGGCUUACCAGCAGGAGCCGGCAGAUUUUUGGUGUCAUCUUGGAACAGAGCAUCACCGUAGUACUGGAUUUCAGUGACAUUCUGAUGGAGGAGCUUAAUCUGUGCCAGGAUGCUCUGACAAUGGUCCUCCAGGAGCAAGUGGCUCUCAUCACCAGGUUCAACAUCAUAUGUGUUUCUGAAGAGCCAGUGAAAUGGCAGGAGUGUGCUACCUCUGUGACUGAAGACUCCAUUGCUGCUGCCAUCAGCUGGGUCAAGAAAAUGGUUUUUGAGCCAAUUGUGAGAGAGAUUAGCUGCCUGGAUGCUCUGCUGGAAGCUGGAAAAGACGAAACUAUUGAAGCCAUUUACUACUUUGUGGUGGGGGAUGUUCCCAAGGAGUCCCAGGAGAUUCUUCUUCAGGGGGUUUUGCAGAUUCCAUAUCCAGUCUGCACAGUGUCCUUCAAUGCCAGAGGAGAAGAAACUGUAGCUUUCCUAAAGGAUCUGAGUGCCAAGACCCACAGCAGAUUCCAUGCCUUUGCUGAGAGGACCGAGUGUCUAGAAUUCUCUGCAUUUUCCACAAAGGAUGUUGACAGCUCAAUGACUUGGAAUUCAAGGAAACUGAAAGGGAGAAUCCCUCCAGGUGCUGGUGUCAGAGAGGAUGUGUUUCUCAUUUGGAGAGAAAUGGAAGAAGCUUGCAGCACACUGGCUCAUGUCCGGAGGCUGGUGGACAAGUCUCCUCAGUCUAAUGUAUCCCCAGCAGACUACAGAGCAGUGUCUGUUGAGAGUAAGAGAAAUGCAGAAGAUAGCUGGGAUUCUCAGAAAUGGCUCCAGAAAUACGGCUUGAAGGCUCAGAAGCUGACCUUUUACGAUGUCCUCGCCGACUGCUCCUUCCGCCAUUCUGAUGGAGUUGUUGAUAUAAAAGCCAAACCAGAAGACGAGUCCGUGCAGACCAGUGCGGACAUCAAUAGGAAGACAGUCCAUGCCAAAUACUGCAGGAGAUUCAUUCAUGUCCCCUGGAAGAAUGGGAGUAUGGUCCAUGUCAUCAUUACCAAGGAGAAGUUCAAAUGGUACAGUGAGAGAAUUCACAUAGCCCUGGCCAGGAUCCAAAGGAGGAUUAAGUGGCUGCAAGACGGAAGUAGAGUCCUCUUUGGAAAAGUGAGGGGAGACUGCAUCUAUGUCCUCAUUGACACAUCCCACUCGAUGAAGAGCAAACUGGACCUGGUGAAGAAUAAGAUCAUUCAGCUCAUACAGGAACAGCUGAGAUACAAGAGUAAAUUCAAUUUUGUGACAUUUGAUGGCCAGGCAAUUGCUUGGCGGGAAAAACUCACUGAAAUCAAUGAAGAUAAUUUGGAACAGGCUGAGUCGUGGAUUAGAGACAUUAAGGUUGGAAGUUCCACAAAUACUCUGAAUGCCCUGAAAAUUGCUUUUUCUGAUAAAGAAACACAAGCCAUCUACCUUUUGACAGAUGGGAGACCUGAUCAGCCACCAGAAAUGGUGAUGGACCACGUCAAACUCUUUCAGAAUAUCCCUAUCUAUGCCAUCUCCUUCAAUUACAACGAUAAGCCUGCAAAUAAGUUCUUGAAGGAGCUUGCUUCUUUGACUGGAGGAGAGUUCCAUGCUUAUGACUUUGCCUGCAAGGAUCCCAUUCUUCAGGAUAUUCAGGAUGAAAACAUGAGCCUUUUGAUUCAGGAAGUGCAGCAGGGCUACAGCGACCUGGAGAAGAUACAGGAGCUUUACUCUGAGUCCUUAGUCAUGGAUGGGCUGCAUCAAAAGGAAAUCACCUCCAUGGUUUCAACCUCAGAAAAAUAUGCAAAUUCUCAGUCGGCUGCUGACUCAAUGAUUGUUUCACCCCCAGAUGUGUUUAAAGGACCAUGGAAGGUUUCCUAUGGAAAGACACAGAAAAAGAAAAGCCUCCAUGCAGAAGCGACCAAAACCAGCCUGCUCAGAAGCAACAUAUCCAAGAGCUGCAAUGACACGAAGGAGAGCUCCAACUCCAACGACUGCGCUCCUGCUUCUCUGAGUGACCAAGAAGUGAACAUCCUACUGAUAAAUAAGUACCUCAAUGACAAGUUGUCAGAAAGACUCACUAGAAAUGAAAGCCAACUCAGUGACCACACCUCUUCAGACAUGUCCUCUGAAAACUGGCUCCAAAACCAUAGCCUGGUGGCCAAGAAGCUCACCCUCAUGGAUGCCUUGACUGCGACGAUGGUGCCCCACAGCGCCACCUAUGUUCCCAUCCUGAAUAAGCCUGUUGCCUCCAAGGUCUUCAAAGAGGUAUCCCCUCUGGCACAUGUGGGCAGUGACACCAAUAAGAUGAUAUUGAUUAACCCCCAAGGAGCCGAACUCGAUAACUACAAGCAAAAUGUGGAACAGGCCAUUAAAUCCUAUGAAAAACGUUUAAAUAAAAUUGUCUGGCGAGCUUUAUCUCAAGAGGAAAAAGAGAAGUUGGAUGCCAUCAAGCCUAUACAAUACUUGGAAAACAAGGCAGUUUUAAACAAAGCCUUGGAACGCCUGAACUGGCCCAUUUCAUUGAAAGAGCUAUCCAUGCUGGAAAAUGAAAUCUUGGUUGGGAAAAUGUACAUCCAGCAAGCUAUGGAGCUCCAGGAGGCUGCCAUGAAGAACUACUCCAGCAAGCCUCUGGAGGAGCAGCAGAAAUUACCAGGGAGUCCAGCAAAGAAAAUCAAAUCAAGAAAAAUAGAUUCCCUCAAAGGCCAGAAGGUUAUUGCCAGAUGUGAGGAGAAUGGCUUCUAUUUUCCAGGAGUUGUGAAGAAAUCUGUGAGCCCCACUCAUGCACUAGUAGAAUUCAGGUAUGGAGAAACCAAGGCUGUACCCAUCUCCUUCAUCACACCUAUUGGGGGCGCAAUGCCCUGCCCACAACUUCAGGUUGGGGAUUAUGUAUUUGCCAAAAUCAGGACAAGCAAAGGAUUUGACUUCUAUGUCCCCGCCAUCGUCAUAGCACUUCCAAAUCAGAGUGGGUCUUCAGAAAAACACUACACAGUUUUGAAGUGUAACAACCGCAGAGAAUUUUGUACUCGGAGUGCACUUAUAAAGAUAAGCCAAAACAAGUAUGCUCUUUCUUGCUCCCAGAUAAAAUCGUGCCCACUUGAGAAGGACCAACCUGUGGAAGAAGUAGAGGCAAGUAAAUCUUCCCCCCUCUGGACAGUGACCGAAGAAGACACUGGAAAUUUGCAACAGCCAAGACAAGAGAACCUUAAAAAAAAGAAAAAGAAGCCCAAGAGGUCACUUCUCCGGGAGAUGAUGUCCUUCGAUUCAGAAGGCUCUUCUUAUGACACCAGGUCCCCGGAGUCUAACCCCAACACCUUCCCUGUGUCCAGGGUGGGGGAUUGGGAGGCACCCUGAACCUUUACAACACUUUGAAGAAUAGUGUAUGUGAGCUCAUGCCCCAGUUUCCAGGCCAGGGUAGGUCCCAGAACAACAAAACACCAA
Molecule: messenger RNA, 3714 nt
Organism: Cricetulus griseus (Chinese hamster)
Lineage: Eukaryota; Metazoa; Chordata; Mammalia; Rodentia; Cricetidae
Source: RefSeq, a predicted model, not a curated record